UUUGAUACAGUUCUCUACUCUGACAUCUGGUGGUCAAUAAAAAUUCUUACACAGAAUGUGCCAUUCAGAUGUUUUGUUGAUUGUGGUGUCAUUGGGCCUCAUUUAUCAAACGAUCGUACGACAAAAAACUGUGCGUACGAUCGUUUCUACGCAAAAUGUGUGAUUUAUCAAUAUGAACGUUUGCGGUGGCUACGAUCAAAUCUCACGUCAGCUCUGAGUUCGUUUUGACAUGUGGUUGAGCGCGUGUAAGCGCGUUACCCGUUUGAUAACUGAAGUUAAUAAUAAUAAAUAAAAUAUUAUUUUGUAUAAAAAGUGGUUUGGAUGUGAUUUCCUAUUUCCAUGGAGAGCUUGUUUUCUAUUCAAUAUGCAUAUUUAUUUAAUCAAUUAAUUGUUUUAAGUGUUUAACUAUAAUCUAACUAAUCAAUACAAUUACAAGCAUCUGGUAAAUUUGCAAAUUUGCAAGGUAAUUAACUACUUCUGAAAACUAUUUCAACAACACUUUCUGACCAUCAAUAAACAUAUAGGCCUAGAUAAUGGCAGAUCUGGCUCUAUUAGAGGACAUGCACGCGGCCCUAAGACGCGAACGGGUUUUUCUGGACCGCAGGGAUCUUUUAAUGGAAAGUGAUGAGUGGCUUUUAAGUCGCUUUCGUCUCCCAAGGCAUCUCCUUGUUCAACUGUGUGAAGAUCUGGAACCUCAGUUAAGAAGAGAAACCCGGCGUUCACAUGCCAUUCCUGUGCCUGUAAUGGUGCUUUCAACGUUAGGGUUUUUGGCUACCGGGACCUUUCAGCGGGAGAUAAGUGACAGAUCUGGAAUUUCACAGCCAACAUUUAGCAGAACCCUGCCAGCAGUGUUGGCAGCUAUUAAAUCACUUUCUCGUCGAUAUAUUCAAUUUCCCUUUGAUGAUGGUCAGCAGUCUAUUAUUAAAAGAGAAUUUUACAGAAUUGCGGAGUAUCCUAAUGUGGUUGGUGCAAUUGACUGUACGCACGUGCGGAUAAAAGCACCGUCCACGAAUGACUAUGCAUUUAUAAACCGCAAAAACUACCAUUCCAUCAAUGUACAAAUAAUUUGUGAUGCCAAACUGACCAUCCUUAACAUGGUGGCCCGGUGGCCAGGCGGCACACACGAUUCCUUUAUUUUACAGAACAGCAGUGUUGGCAUCAAGUUACGGGACGGCGCACUGCAGGGACGUAGUCAUUUACUUGGAGAUAAAGGUUAUCCCCUCACGGAAUACCUGGUUACCCCACUGGCAAACCCUGCAACAGAACAGGAACGCAGGUUCAACACUGCGCACAUACGCACACGAUCCACAGUAGAGCGCUGCAUUGGACUGCUUAAAGGCAGAUGGCUCUGUCUUGGUUCCGCGGGGGGAGCGCUACUGUACUCACCACAGAAAAGCUGCGACAUAAUCCUUGCCAGUGGGGUUCUACACAACAUCGCUCAGGGUAACGGGGUACCAGAUGAUGUUCAGAUGCUGCUGGAGGAGCGAAUGCCUAGAGAGCCAUGGCUAGCACAACCGCAUAUGAGGGCAGUACAGAGACGCCAGGAACUCGUUGAUCGUUUCUAAAUGCAAUUUUGUUUAAGUACUCAUUCAUU
Molecule: messenger RNA, 1594 nt
Organism: Labeo rohita (rohu)
Lineage: Eukaryota; Metazoa; Chordata; Actinopteri; Cypriniformes; Cyprinidae
Product: putative nuclease HARBI1
Exons: 2
Coding region: 534-1565 (343 amino acids)
Source: RefSeq, a predicted model, not a curated record